This is a messenger RNA of Colletotrichum phormii, 936 nucleotides long. RefSeq lists its product as uncharacterized. The coding region runs from base 113 to 847 and encodes 244 amino acids. NCBI's taxonomy places the organism in Eukaryota, Fungi, Ascomycota, Sordariomycetes, Glomerellales, Glomerellaceae. The transcript is spliced from 3 exons. The record is from RefSeq and is a predicted model, not a curated record.
UAGUUGACACCGCAAAACUCGCGAUUAACCAGCGCCAGAAGCUGCCAAUCGAUAUUGCAUUCAAGUCGGGCAAGGAGUUUGGCAUGCCCCUCGUUGGGCACCCACAGGCCGCAUGGACGAACUUGGCAUAAUUUUGCUCACGCUUUUCAUGGUCCUUCUUGUCUGCGGGCCGCUGUACAGACCAGUCCGCAUCACGUAUCUGCGCAUUCAAGACCGUCGUAAAUACCAUCCUAGGACAUCCAAAUUCCAAGAUGCCCGACGAAAACUGAGCACGGUUUCCGAGUGUAAUAGCACUACCCUUGAGGGUUUGGAUCUUGAGUCGAAGCUCAAUCAGCAUGACUCGGACCCGGAAUGUCCCAUCUGCAUCGGUCCACUGUUCGUCUCAAACACUUGCAAUGCGGCCGGAGCAAUACCGACGCAAGCAAUCACCCUGAAUGCCCCCGAUUCCGGUGGGGAUACCCGUGUCCCAGAAGGAAGUAGGGGGGAACCAAGCCGGUAUACGAUCGGAGGGAUUGAGAGCCGUGAUGCGAAGGCCGUACUCCGAAGUGGGAGGAUGCCAUGGCCGUGGAAGAGAAGAUUGCCCGCGUCGGCAAGCGAACCGUCCGAAGAUGAUAUUUUGACGCUGAAAAACUGCCAACAUACUUUCCACGCCAAGUGUCUCUCGUCAUGGUUUCUGAUUGAGCGGUUUGACUGUCCCGUUUGCCGAAGUCAAUAUUGGCAGACGCGGGAGACCCGAGCGAGGGCGGCGACCGCACCGGCGCCGCCGGUGCCGGAGAGCGAGUCAGGUAUCACACCACCAGUCCCGGCUCGGCUGGCGGCCGGCCGGAUGGCAGUGCGUGUGAUGUGAUGCCAAUGCGUGUUAGCUUGGAAUAUGGUUCGCCACCUCUCUUCUCGUGCUUUUCGAGAUACCCGCGCGCGAUGGAGCAGGUGUCGAUU